This is a messenger RNA of Musa acuminata AAA Group (dessert banana), 1870 nucleotides long. Its product is annotated as pentatricopeptide repeat-containing protein At4g21065-like. Lineage: Eukaryota; Viridiplantae; Streptophyta; Magnoliopsida; Zingiberales; Musaceae. Gene Ontology annotation, molecular function: protein binding. The record is from RefSeq and is a predicted model, not a curated record. The transcript is spliced from 2 exons. Bases 217 to 1614 code for a protein of 465 amino acids.
CCGUUUUUUGUUUUGAUUUGGCCUCCAGGGUCCGGGUCUGCAUCAUGCUGGAUCCGAAUAGCUUCGAAUCGAGGUUAUUAACAAGAUCAUAUAGAUGAAGGAUCGGCGUCCUGUUGCGAUCGGAUUCAUAUUGAAUAACCGGGUUAUCGGGUCCAUUGACUCCUCUCGUUCUAUUGUUUGAACCUCUCGUCUGUCAUUUCCCAACCCAUCCAAAAGAUGCUAUGGUCUUCCCGCCACCUCUCCUCCCUCUUCCGACGGUCCUCCUCCCUCCUCCACCUCCUUCAACUCCACUCGCUCAUCCUUAAAGCCGCUCUCGACCACCGCCCAUCCGUCGCUUCCAAGCUCAUCUCCUCCCUCUGCCCUUUCUCCCUGGCCCACGCCCGCUCCGUCCUCUCCAACCUCGCCUCUCCUCCUCCUCUCUUCGCUUGGAAUUCCCUUAUCCGAGCCUACGCCGAUUCCGAUUCCCCCCAAGAAGCCAUCCACCUCUUUUCAGCCCUCCGACGUGCAGGGAACGGGCGCCCUGACAACUUAUCCUAUCCGUUUGUUCUCAGGGCGUGCGGCCGUGCUUCCGUGCUGCGAGUCGGUGAGAUGGUUCAUGGGGUGGUCUUAAAGGCCGGGUUUUUCUUGGAUUUAUACGUUGGGAAUACUCUUCUGCACAUGUAUGCUUGUUGCGGGGUGUCCAAAUGCGCUCGUGAAGUGUUCGACGAAAUGGGUGUUAGGGACGUCGUCACAUGGAGCUCCAUGAUCCAAGGAUAUCUUGCUUGCGGCCAUCCUGUUGAAGCUCUAAUGGUAUUUUUGGAAAUGAGAUCAGCAAAUGUUAAACCUAACUCAGUUACUCUAAUAAGCCUACUUUCAGCUUCCAGUUAUUUGGCUAGUCCGUGUACAGGACGAGCAAUUCACUCAUACAUAGUGGUUAACAACAUCAAAUUGGAUGUUGCCCUGGGUGCUGCUCUAGUCAGCAUGUAUGCUAAAUGUGGGCUCUUAGAAGAAGCCUUCCAAGUUUUCAAAUCCUUGCAAGAGCAGGACUUGCAGUCAUGGACAAUUAUGAUUGCAGGGUUCGUUGAUCAUGGCCAAUGGGAAAAAGCAAUUGAUCUAUUCUCCCAGAUGGAAGCUAGUGGUGUACGACCAGACAGUACAAUAUUCUCCGUCAUUUUAUGUGCUUGCAGCCACCUCGGUAUGGUAGAUGUAGGCCAAACAAUGUUUUCUAGAAUGGUAAAUGAGUUUCAUAUCAAGCCAACAAUUGAGCACUAUGGUUGCAUGGUUGAUUUGUUUGGCCGAGCAGGUUUACUAGAAACUGCUUAUGAGUUCAUUAAGAACAUGUCGAUUACUCCAAAUAAUGUCAUAUUGAGGUCCUUUCUCGGAGCUUGCAGGAAAAGCGGCAAAUCUUUUGAUAUCGGUGACGACUUGCUGAAGCUUCUGCUGGAAGAGGAGCCUGACGUAGGAUCAAACUACGUGAUUGCUGCCAAUAUGUCUGCAUUAUCUGGAAAAUGGAACGAUGUGGCCGAGUUAAGAAGCAACAUCUCAAAGAAAGGUUUGAAGAAGGUUCCGGCCUGCAGUUGGGUGGAAGGGAAUGCAGAAGUCCCAGAGUGGGAAUUAUUGGAAACUUCUGGAUGAUAAUGAGUAUGUGAAUAGCUUCCUAUUUGUCUAUGAUAGAUAGGAAAAAUGAAGGAAAGAUCUAUAGUGACAAAUAACUUCUGCUAGAAUUUGUUAAAUGUCUUCUCUGCAAUUUUUGGGCUUGUAAUGUAUACAAGAGCUGAAAUUUGUCGAUGUAGAACUAUAUAGAUUGUCAUACUGAUCAAGUAUGCAAGAAGUAUAUUCGAUACGUUGUACAAAAUCAAAUUAACAUCAUCGAAUUACUUCAUUAUUUUCA